AUGGCUCAGAGUGCAAGUUUGUCACAGAGUGCAAGUUCGUCAAACAUUGAAUCGAACAAUGAGAAUGGUGUUCUUUGUAAUUGUAACCGAACAACUAAGAUUGUGAGAGUUUGGACUAAAGACAACCCUGGACGGAGGUUUUAUGGUUGUCCAGACCAGAAACCAAAUGGAUGGCAACAUCUAGCUUUGGUAGAGGCAAGAGAUAUAAUGCGGGAACAAAAAGAGGAGAUUAAGAACUUAAAGGAAGAAGUAAGGAAAUUGAGUCGGGAUACUGAGGGUGUGCAAGACCCAACUGCAGUAAAGGAAGAGUUGAAGCAAACUGGGAAGAAUUGGCACUUGGAUUCAUGGUUGGGAUAUGGAAGCAGCAUUAACAACCUUGGAGAUCAAGAAUUGUGA
Molecule: messenger RNA, 396 nt
Organism: Arabis nemorensis
Lineage: Eukaryota; Viridiplantae; Streptophyta; Magnoliopsida; Brassicales; Brassicaceae
Source: the annotation of a GenBank genome assembly